AUGAAGAUAAAGAGGUCAUGGACACAACAAACAAAAAUUGUGAUAUCCGUCGCUUUGAAGACAGCGAGCAAUGGCCACAUAAUCCACAAUACGGUUGCUGAAAUGGAAUACAUGCUUGAAUACCACGAAAUUGAUUUUGAUUCGGUGAUGGAGAUUAUCGAGCAGACUUCUGAGUUUGUCGCACUCACUAUUCCGAAGCUCGAUAAUCCCACAGAUACAGAUCUUAAUAUAACUGUUAAGAUAUAUGAUCACAACUUAGACGCUUUCCGCAGAAUUGACCUAGACGCUUAUACAAUCGAGCUUCGUGCAAACCGAAGAGAACCUAUCCCUAGCGAGAAAGAUGAUUUAUGUCCAAUUUGCUGCAAAGAGUUUGGCACAGAGGGAGAUAUCAACUCUUUAAAUUGUGAACAUUCCUAUCAUCAUCAUUGCAUCUUGGACUGGGUUAAAAAAUCCUUAACAUGCCCAUAUUGUAAGGCAAAACUUGCUUAA
Brassica oleracea var. oleracea is the source of this 489-nucleotide messenger RNA. RefSeq names its product RING finger protein 44-like. The coding region runs from base 1 to 489 and encodes 162 amino acids. The transcript has a single exon. Lineage: Eukaryota; Viridiplantae; Streptophyta; Magnoliopsida; Brassicales; Brassicaceae. Gene Ontology annotation, molecular function: ubiquitin-protein transferase activity. The record is from RefSeq and is a predicted model, not a curated record.